This is a messenger RNA of Staurois parvus, 329 nucleotides long. NCBI's taxonomy places the organism in Eukaryota, Metazoa, Chordata, Amphibia, Anura, Ranidae. The record is from the annotation of a GenBank genome assembly.
UCAACGGAAAGAGCCGAAGAUGUCGGCUCGGUCAUGUGAUCAACUGUGUCCAAAUCACAGCUGAUCACAUGGGACAUGUGCACUGAUCAUCAGGGCACUGAUGAUCAGUGUGCCCUGAUGAUCAGUGUAGCCCCAGCAGUGCCACCUGUCAGUGUCCAUCCGUGCCAGCUGUCAGUGCUCAUCCAUGCCACCUGCCAGUGCACAUCAGUGCCACAUCAAUGCCACAUAUCAGUGCCUACCAGUGCACAUCAAUGCCACAUAUCAGUGCCCAUCUGAGCUGCCAGUCAGUGCCACCUAUCAGUGCUGCCAGUCAGUGCCACCUGUCAGUG